Molecule: messenger RNA, 2241 nt
Organism: Parnassius mnemosyne (clouded apollo)
Lineage: Eukaryota; Metazoa; Arthropoda; Insecta; Lepidoptera; Papilionidae
Source: the annotation of a GenBank genome assembly
AUGAGUAAAUUGAAAGUGUCUGCAGAAUGGAAGAAACGGGUGAAAUCGGAAUAUAUGAGACUACGGCAAAUGAAGCGAUUCAAACGUGCAGACGAGGUGAAGGUAGCAUGGGCGCGAAAUUUAAGAAUCAUGUCCGAGGCAAUAGAGACGCGCGAAACAGAGUGCGCCGAGCGGGGGCGAAGGCCUUUUUGGCCUCCUCCAGCAACCAGCCCUAGCCAUGAAAGUCUAAUGAAGCGAGCGGAAGUUACUUACACUGAUGCAUCAGGAGUUGUAACAACACAACAAGUGCCUAUAAGAAUAAUAAACUCUGUCAACCCCAUUCCUACAAUGUACACUUGGGCACCAACACAGAAGAACUUUAUGGUAGAAGAUGAAACGGUGCUUCACAACAUUCCUUAUAUGGGUGAUGAGGUCUUGGAUCAGGAUGGCACAUUUAUUGAGGAGCUCAUUAAAAAUUACGAUGGAAAAGUGCAUGGUGAUAAAGAAGGAGGGUUCAUAGAUGACCAACUGUUUGUGGAUUUAGUUCAUGCUUUGAUGACUUAUCAGACAAAGGAUGAAGUUGCUGAGGAGAAAAAGGAAAGAGAGUUGCGUAAUUCUAAAGAAGAGAAAGAUAAAGACGUAAGUAAAGAGACUAAUGAGAAAGAGAAAGAAAAGGAAGAAAACAAGGAUCUCGAGAAGAAAACGACCAGUGACAAACAAUUUCCAAUAUUCAUCAUAUUCCAGGCAAUCAGCACUCAGUUCCCUGACAAGGGUACUGCCCAGGAACUUAGAGAGAAGUAUGUGGAGCUGACUUCCCUACGCGACCCGGACGCUUUACCUCCCGAGUGCACGCCCAAUAUCGAUGGACCCUUAGCCGAGUCUGUCUCCCGAGAUCAGACCAUGCACUCCUUCCACACGCUGUUCUGCCGCCGCUGCUUCAAGUACGACUGCUUCCUGCACCGUUUGCAAGCGUGCCAUCCAGGGCCGAACUUGACCAAGCGGAAGGGGCCCGAUCUGAAACCAUUCUCUGAGCCGUGCGGUCCUAAUUGCUAUAUGAUGCUGGAAGGCAUGAGGGAGAAAUUAGCACGAGAGAAGGCGGCGGGUGAGGAAGACAAGGGAAAGACUCAUGCCAUGGACUCUCCCAAUGAUGCGUCAUCAGAGGACAGCAACGACAGCAACCGCUUCCAGAAAGGUAGUAACAGUAACUCGAGUAACAGCAACUGGAGCUCCAUGGGCUGCCAGAACAAGCCCGCAGACUCCACCGCGGACGCCGCGUACAACGCACUGGGUCUGACGGUGGGCGAUAUAGACUCUGAGUGGACGGGCUCGGACCAGUCGUUGUUUAGAGCUCUGCAUAAGGUGUUCCAUUCUAACUACUGCGCCAUCGCUCAAGUCAUGCUGUCCAAGACGUGCCAACAGGUGUACGCGUACUGGAUCAACACGGGGCAGGAGGAGUGCCGCGUGGAGGCGGAGCUGACGCCGCCCAGGAAGAAGAAGAAGAAGCACCGGCUCUGGUCCGUGCACUGCCGCAAGAUACAGCUCAAGAAGGACUCCGCCUCGCAUCACGUUUACAACUACACGCCUUGUGACCAUCCGAACCAGCCGUGCGAUAACUUGUGCCCGUGUCUGCAGUCGCAGAACUUCUGUGAAAAGUUCUGCCAGUGUAGCAGUGACUGUCAGAACCGGUUCCCGGGGUGCCGGUGCAAGGCGCAGUGCAACACGAAGCAGUGCCCGUGCUACCUGGGCGUGCGAGAGUGCGACCCCGACCUGUGCGUGGCGUGCGGAGCCGACGCGCCCGCCGCGCACAGCCAGACCGCCUACUGCCGCAACGUGUCCGUGCAGAGGGGUCUACAUAAGCAUUUACUUCUGGCGCCGUCCGACGUGGCCGGUUGGGGCAUUUUCCUCAAGGAAGCUGCGCACAAGAAUGAGUUCAUCUCGGAAUACUGCGGGGAGAUCAUCUCGCAGGACGAAGCUGAUAGGCGCGGGAAAGUUUACGACAAGUAUAUGUGCUCGUUUCUAUUCAAUCUUAAUAACGAUUUUGUGGUGGACGCAACGCGAAAAGGCAACAAGAUCCGUUUCGCGAACCACUCCAUCAACCCGAACUGCUACGCGAAGGUUAUGAUGGUGAACGGUGACCAUCGCAUCGGCAUCUUCGCCAAGCGAGCCAUACAGCCAGGAGAGGAGCUCUUCUUCGACUACAGAUAUGGGCCAACUGAACAGCUCAAAUUUGUUGGCAUCGAAAGGGAAAUGGAAUUCUUAUGA